AAGAUGGGAUCUGAGAUCUUGAUGACGGCCGCUCACGCCGCGCUCACACCUCUGGCCUGGACAGAUCCGAUCAACGCGAAUCGCUCUUCAGGCCUUUCACGCAUCGCCAGUUCCUGUUCCAAUCACCUGCAAAACGCUCCUCCUCGUGCAGCUUUUCCUCGGGCGGUGACGUAGUUCCAACCGGUAACCGCUGCUUUUCGGGGUGAUUUUGAACUACGCGCAAGCAGGGAGAAGAGGGAAUAACUUGAAAGGAGCAGUGGGGGCAGAAUUGAGAACGAGGUAAAGCGAGAGGACGAUUUCGUGGUUGCAGGGAAGAAGCGGAGGAUUACCGGCCAUUUGGGGGUGAGUGUUCUCGAGAGAUCGGAGGCACUGUAGUUGGGUUGGGGAUUGCGGAGGAGAAUCGUGACCUGAGUGGUGUGGGUUAGGUAAAGCCCUUGUCGGGCUGGAGGUAGUUGGUCAUUGUUGUUGACAGGAAGGGAGGAGAAGGAGGAGGAGGAGAAGACGAAGAAGUAGAUGGGGAAGAAGGAGAUGCUUGGGGAACGAGGACCGACUAGGUAUUACCGAAUUGCGUAUGCUGUUAUAAUUGGGAUGAUUAUGGGCUUGUUCUGGGCCUAUCUUCGACCUAAUGGUUUGAUGGGGUCUUCAGUGUCAUCGACCCGAGGCUUCGAACGCAUGCCAGUCGGUGGCUCUGUUAAGAAGCUGGACGGAGCCAUUUUAAAUUUAGAAGCAAAAGUGGCAAUGCUCGAAAGAGAGCUCGGGCGACUGGAGAAGGAAAAUGCGAAACUAAUUAAAAUAAAAAUAAGGAACGAUGUGCUACAGCAAGAGAGAAAUGCUGCAAUGAAGCAGCUGGAGGCAUUAUCACCCUCGGGCAAAGUAGGACCUGUUGGUACUGUGAAAAGUGUGCGGACGCAGCAGAAGGUGCAACCGGAUGAAUCUGUUAAUCCCAACCUCGCUGCGCUCCUGAAGAAGAUUGCUAUCAAUGAAGAGUUGAUUGUGAGCAUCUCCAACAACAAUGUCCGAGAUAUGCUCCAGAUAUGGUUUGAGAGUAUCCAACGGGUGGGUGUGACGAAUUACUUGGUGGUUGCACUAGACGAUGAGAUUGCCUCAUUUUGUAACGAGCACAAUGUGCCUGUCUACAGACGCGACGCAACGAUUUCAAAGUCACAGGCUGGAACUGGCUCUAAUCAUGCUAUCUCAGGUUUGAAGUUUCACCUUCUCCGGGAGUUUCUGGUGCUUGGCUACAGUGUGCUGCUCUCUGACGUUGACAUUGUUUUCCUCCAAAACCCCUUCAAUCAUUUGCACAGGGAUUGUGAUGUGGAGAGUAUGUCAGAUGGUUUCAAUAAUAUAACAGCCUACGGCUAUGAUGAUGUGUCGGAAGACCCUACUAUGGGCUGGUCACGGUUUGCACAUACCAUGCGGAUUUGGGUGUUCAAUUCAGGGCUCUUUUAUAUCCGACCCACGGUUCCCUCAAUCGAGUUGCUGGACCGAGUUACUGCAAGAUUAAGUAAAGAGAAGGCCUGGGAUCAAGCAGUAUUCAACGAAGAGUUAUUUAACCCUUCACAUCCUGGUUAUGAGGGGCUUCAUGCAUCUCGACGAGUCCUUGACUUUUACCUAUUUAUGAACAGCAAGGUACUGUUCAAACAUCUGCGGAAGGAGGCGAAUUUCGCUGAGUACAAACCUGUCACUAUCCAUGUGAAUUAUCACCCUGACAAAUUGGAACGUAUGCGUGCCAUUGUGGAUCACUACGUGAAGGGAAAUACAAACGCCUUGCGGCACUUUCCCGAUGGUUCUGAACGAUGAUGAACUUGACUCAGUGUCACCCACCCCACAGGUACUUUUCUGAUGUUUCACAGAAGCGGCACAGCAGAUUACUAACCAGUUCUAGCUCAUGCUCGCUACAUUUGGUCAAGCUCUGGAACUGUGAAAACGAAGUAAAUCAGUCCGUUUAUCUGCGCUUGUUGAAAAUCAGUUUGUAUCAGUUAUCCUCAGUAGGCUGAUGGUUAUCCCAUAUCAGGCUUUACUUCUCUAAUCUUGUCAAGCAGGUAGAGUCUUGUGGGAAGACGUCAUUAUGGACCUAGUGUCAUCACUAAAGAGAUGUCACACUCUUCACGUUUCUUGCUGGUGUAGGCAGGAUUUGCAAACAAGCCUGACAAUCCUACUGACUCUUAACCUGAAUUGUCCUUCCUCUUGCCUUCUGAAAAUUCUAACGGAUUGAAUAGUAACUGCUCCUUGAAAAGAAACAUGUUGGUAUCCUUAUGGUCUGUCUAUUAUGUACACUGUAAUCGAGAGUUAGAUGAUUUUGUAAGCUCUGUUUGAGUUUGUUGAGGUGUGAAUUGUCUCGAAUGAGUAGAAUAAAAUAUUAUGAUUCAAUGCAAUUCAAGGUUUUUUCUCA
Messenger RNA from Physcomitrium patens, 2392 nucleotides. RefSeq names its product arabinosyltransferase RRA2. NCBI's taxonomy places the organism in Eukaryota, Viridiplantae, Streptophyta, Bryopsida, Funariales, Funariaceae. Gene Ontology annotation, molecular function: glycosyltransferase activity. The record is from RefSeq and is a predicted model, not a curated record. Gene Ontology annotation, biological process: root hair cell development.